Molecule: messenger RNA, 2418 nt
Organism: Eruca vesicaria subsp. sativa (arugula)
Lineage: Eukaryota; Viridiplantae; Streptophyta; Magnoliopsida; Brassicales; Brassicaceae
Source: the annotation of a GenBank genome assembly
AUGUGGUGGUCAAAUAGCAUAUUUUUCACUUUCUUUACUCUAUCUCUAUUGUUAGGACAAGCAUGCAGUGAAACAGAUACUCUGCUUCAAAGACAGUACUUGAAAGAUGGGCAAGAGCUCGUUUCAGCUUUCAAUAUCUUCAGGCUCAAGUUUUUCAACAUCAAGAAUUCAAGAAACUAUUAUCUUGGAAUCUUUUACGACAGUUUGUAUCUUAAUGACAACAGCAACUAUGAUUCUAACCAGGACAAACCUGUCUGGAUAGCCAACCGUGACAAUCCAAUCCCAGGACGCUCUGGAAGACUCACAGUUGACUCACUCGGAAGAUUAAAGAUCUUAACAGGAGCAUCAAGCCUGCUUGAUCUAAGCUCUACAGAAACCACAGGAAACACAACCCUGAAGCUGUUGGACUCAGGUAACCUCCAGCUCCAAGAGAUGGCUUCAGAUGGAUCGUUGAAGCAGAUUUUGUGGCAAAGUUUUGAUUAUCCAACGGAUACACUUCUUCCCGGGAUGAAAAUAGGUUUCAACGUAAAGACUGGGAAGAGAUGGGAGCUAACAUCAUGGCUAGGUGAUGACCUACCUGCUUCUGGAUCUUUUGUGUUUGGGAUGGAUGCUAAUAUUACAAACCGUUUGACCAUCUUGUGGCGUGGAGACAUGUACUGGGGAAGUGGGCUAUGGUUUAAGGGUCGAUUCUCCUUGGAGAAACAAAACGAGAAUGGUUUCUUCUUCUCCUUUGUUUCCACAGAGAUUGAAGAAUAUUUUAUGUAUUCAGCUAAUGAGAGGUAUGAUGGAACUACAUUUCCUCGGUUAGUGAUAAAUGAAAAGGGAACUUUGCAGUUUAAGUGGAUUAAUGGAAGAUUAGAUCAUGUCAAGUGCUCUCCCUUUGUUCUUGGUGAAGAUCUUGAAGUUGGUUGUUCCCGGAAACAUUCCAGCGUUUGUUUGCGUGCUAGUUACGUAUUCCGAGAGCCUGAACCCAAGUUCUGGGACUGUGAAAUAUCGUCGUCUAGUUACUCUUGUUCCAGCUAUGGUUAUACAUUCAGAGAUGCAGUAUCUUCUAUAUCAGGCAGUGGAUUUGUACUUAAUGAGACUGGUGGGAAGUUAAGUUCAUACGAUUGCUAUGUUAAAUGUCUCCAAAACUGUUCUUGUAUUGCUUAUGCUUCAACCAGUAUGGAUGGUACGGGCUGCCAAAUCUGGAAUACUGACCCUACCAUUGAUCUUACUGGCAACAUGACGUCUUCUCAUAGUCCAAUAACUAUACAUAUUCGUGUAACAGUCACUGGUUACAUACGGAGUAGGCUUCAAGCAAUGAGGGUUAGUUCAGCAAUAGACCAAGAAAUGCUACUACGUGAAUUGGGAAUUGAUAGGAGAGGCAGGCACAGGAGAAGUGCAAGGAAGAAUGAUAACGAGCUUCAGAUUUUUAGCUUUGAAAGUGUAGCCUUGGCAACAGAUUACUUCUCAGAUGCAAACAAGCUCGGUGAAGGAGGUUUUGGUCCUGUAUAUAAGGGGAGGUUAAUACAUUGGGAAGAAGUGGCUAUCAAGAGACUAUCUAUUGCAUCAGGGCAAGGACUAGUGGAGUUCAAGAACGAAGCUAUGCUUAUUGCAAAACUUCAACACACAAAUCUUGUGAAGUUGAUAGGUUGCUGCGUUGAGAAGGAUGAGAAAAUGUUGAUAUAUGAAUACAUGCCCAACAAGAGCCUUGACUACUUCCUAUUUGACCCUUUGAGGAAAAAUGUUCUAGAUUGGACCCUGAGGUUCAGGAUCAUGGAAGGGAUAAUUCAAGGGCUGUUGUACCUUCACAAAUACUCUAGACUGAAAGUGAUACACAGAGACAUCAAAGCCAGCAACAUUUUAUUGGACGAGGAUAUGAAUCCCAAAAUAUCUGAUUUUGGUAUGGCUAGGAUAUUUGGAGCACAAGAAUCCAGAGCCAACACCAGAAGAGUUGCUGGCACAUUUGGCUAUAUGUCUCCAGAGUACUUCAGAGAAGGACUAUUCUCGGCUAAGUCAGAUGUGUUCAGCUUUGGGGUUCUGAUGCUCGAAAUCAUUUGUGGAAGGAAGAACAAUAGCUUCCACCAUGACUCAGAAGGGCCUCUGAAUCUCAUAGUUCAUGCGUGGAACCUGUUUAAAGAGAACAGAAUCCGCGAGGUGAUAGAUCAGUCUUUGGGAGAUUCUGCACUUGACAACCCUCAAGUGUUGAGAUGCGUUCAGGUUGCUCUCUUGUGUGUACAAGAAAGCGCAGAGGAUAGACCAAGUAUGUUAGAUGUUGUGUCCAUGAUAUACGGCAACAAUGCUCUUUCUUCACCUAAAGAGCCAGCUUUCUAUGAUGGUCCCCGGAGAAGCUCCCCGGAGAUGGAGAUUGAGCUACAGGAGCCAGGAAAUGGAUCGGAUAAUAGAGUUACCAUCACAGUGAUGGAAGCAAGGUGA